Messenger RNA from Varanus komodoensis (Komodo dragon), 9118 nucleotides. RefSeq names its product LIF receptor subunit alpha (gene LIFR). Gene Ontology annotation, molecular function: cytokine binding; cytokine receptor activity. The transcript has 20 exons. Bases 188 to 3493 code for a protein of 1101 amino acids. NCBI's taxonomy places the organism in Eukaryota, Metazoa, Chordata, Lepidosauria, Squamata, Varanidae. Gene Ontology annotation, cellular component: signaling receptor complex; external side of plasma membrane; membrane. Gene Ontology annotation, biological process: cytokine-mediated signaling pathway. The record is from RefSeq and is a predicted model, not a curated record.
GCUGCGCAGUCUCGGCCCCGGCAAGGCGCGGGGGCUGGGGCUGGGCCGGCCCGGCCCGGCCCGGCCCGCUUGGUACCGGGCGGGUUACUAUGGAGAAGCGUCCGGCAGGACGAGGGAGAAGCCGCCCUACAAGAGCCUGUCUGGGUAAGGCAUGAUGCUCUUUCCUGCUUGAGGUGACCAGUUUUUCAUGGUGAAUUGUAAAAGAAUGUGGAUUAACCGAGUUCCCUGCUGUCUAUUGGCAGUAGCACAUCUGUAUCUCCUGAACCACUUGGCCCACAGUCAAGAAACAGAUUCCUCACAUCAACUUCAGAACUUCACAUGUGUAACACAGGAUUUUAAUGAUGUUAACUGUACCUGGAUUGAAGCCUCCACAGAUGACUUUGGAUAUAGUUAUAAAUUCUGUUACACUGCCAGCACUUCUUCCACUACAGAAUGUUCAGUAACUGAGGAUAAAAGAGCAACACUUAAACUGUUCUCAUUUAACUCUGUUAGAAUAGAGAUAACCACCUUGCAUUCAUCUGGAGGAGUGGGAAGCCCGAUAGCUACAAACUCAUUUCUGCUGACGGAGAAAAAUAUUUCAUUUAUUCCUCCCACUCCAAAGAUUCACAGCUUGACUCCUAACUACAUAACUGACAAGUUGGAUCUGGAAUGGUAUGAUGGCGGUUCAGCCUUUCCAUAUGAAAUAGAUGCCACCUGGGAAAUCCAGAUCCUACGAAAAGAUCCCAUGGUAGAAGUGGCUCUGAAAACCUAUCAUUCAAAAUUAACUCGCAAGAACACCCUUCUCCACUGGACUUGGACAUCAGACCUGCCUUUUAAUUGCACCACCCACUAUGUCAGGAUUCGCUGUUUUCUUCAUGAGAAUGCAUUUGCUGGGAGCAAGAAGUGGAGUGAAUGGAGCCAAAUUGAAAGUAUUCCUGGACACGACACGGGCUUCUUUGAAGCAGUGUAUCCCACAGACAGAGUGGUGCCAGUAGGUUCCAACAUAACUUUCUGCUGUGUGGUGCAAAAUGGCCAUACUUGGACUGAUCUGAAGUACAGUUCAUGCCCACCACAGAACUGCCCAAUUGAGAUUCUUUCCAAGUGGAGCAUUUCUAUACAUGCGCCAAAUGUUCAAUUUCAUGAACCAUCUGGGAAUAAUGCAUGGUGUUUAAUAAAAAACUCAACCACACCACCCCCUGGAACUGUUCUGUUUGUAGGCUUACCCCCAGAUAUUCCACGAAACCUUACCUGUGAAACACACAAUUUUAAGGACAUAAGAUGCAAAUGGGAAGAGGGAAGGUCCACUUUCCUGUCUGGCUUGCGAAAAACAAUCUAUACUUUAUCUGAACGAAUAUCUGGGGGAAAUGUGACAUAUACAGGAGAGUCUGAACAUUACCAGUGUACUUACCCAGUCUCGAACAAUCAAACAAUAUACAACUUCACAGUUUAUGCUUCCAAUUCUCUUGGCCAAUCAGAAGCUUCUCUUCAAAUUGAUAUAAGACACAGAGUUCAUCCAAGGACUCCUGCAGAUUUAACUGUGACUGACAACGGCCCAACUAAUCUCAUUCUGUCUUGGAAUUUACCUGGCAGCUUCAAGGGAAUUAAGCUUCAGUGUGAGGUUCAGGUUUCCACCAGCAAUUCCAGAGAAAAACUGAAAAAGAAUCUGGAUGGUGCAGAAAAUUCACGGUAUACUAUCUCAGUAGACACAUUGCAUCCCUACACAGUUUAUAAUUUCCAGGUUCGCUGCGCAGCUGCUGAGCCCUUCUUCUGGAAAUGGAGCACCUGGAGCAAGGAAGCACAGCAUGAAACUCAGCAAGCCCCUCCAGCGGGACGGUUAGAUGUCUGGAGGGAGAAAAGUGCUGAUGGUGAGACUGUAACCAUUUUUUGGAAGCCACUACCCAUUCUGGAACGCAAUGGAUUGAUAGAAGGUCACAAAGUGUCUUGUUCCCUGCCAAAGAUGACCAUGCAGGAAUUUGUUCCUGUAGCCUUCAACAGCACCAAAGUAAAGCUUGGCAAAAAUGAUUGCGUGCUUGCAGUGGUGGCAAAAAAUAAGGCCGGCUUCUCUCGUCCUUCUUUGAUAAAUAGUGCAGAAAUUCCAGCAGGGGAGGAUGCCCCAGUAGAGAAUGGCGUUGCAACAGGUGAUGGCAUAUCUGUUGCUUGGCGUUCUGACCCAAGUGUGACUUGUGGCUACACGGUGCGGUGGUGUCCUGGACCUAAACUCUGUACUGCAGUUGACUGGGAAACAUUUCCUUCAAAUGUGACAAAUGCUGUCAUCAAAUCUGUUCUCUUUCAGCCAGGAGUACGAUACAGAUUUUCUGUCUAUGGCUGCAAAGAAAAGGGAUAUCAACUAUUGAAAUAUGUAGAUGGCUACAUACAAGAAUUGAGUCCAAGAGUUCCACCAGUUUUUAAUGUAGAGACUGCCACCUCAGAUUCUAUCUUGAUAAAAUGGAAGGACAUACCUGUUGAAGAUCUCCGUGGCUUUUUAAAAGGCUAUCUGCUUCACUAUGGCAAAGGAGAAGAAGGCAACACAAAGCUAAAGGAUUUUGAAUCAAGGCACCCAGCACGGAACAUUACAGACCCCAAGCAAAACUCAUUCAGAAUCCCAAGCCUUCAAGGGAAAACGAGCUACCACCUUAUCUUGAGAGGCUACACGGAGGGAGGAAUUGGACCGGCAAGGAGCUUGUAUGUGGUCACCAAAGAGAACGCUGUGGGCUUAAUCAUUGCCAUAAUCAUCCCAGUGGCGAUAGUUGUUGCUCUGGCUGCAGUGACCAGUUUCCUUUGCUACCAGAAGAGAGAAUGGAUUAAAGAGACUUUCUAUCCUGAUAUUCCAAACCCUGAGAACUGUAAAGCUUUGGAGUUUGAAAAAGAUUUGGAGGGGAACCCUAAUUGUAAAACCUUGGAGAUGAAUCCAUGCACCCCCAAUAACAUUGAAGUGGUUGAAAAAGAGUCUCCCUGCCUGAAGAUUGAGGAUACCGCCAUUACAUCACCAGCGGUGGAGGAGCAUCCUGAAGAUGGCUUUGACUCCGAAACAGAGAGCCACAUUGUCGUCUCCUAUUGCCCACCCAUCAUUGAAGAGGAGAUCUCACAUCCACCAGGAGAUGAAUCUGCAGGAUCUUCCCAGGUUAUUUACAUUGACAUCCAGUCCAUGUAUCCAGCUCAAGUUAAACCAAAGGAAGAGUUAGAAGUUGACUGUGUGGCUGCAGCAGGUUACAAACCACAGAUGCAGCUGCCUGUUACUAGUUUGAGAAAAACCGAGGAAGCCUCAUCCAUAGAAGAGGACUUAGACAAGGCUGCAGGCUACCGACCUCAAGUGAACAGGCCUUCUUGGAUUACAGGUUGUCCAGAUUCUCCAGGAUCCAUGGAAAGCAACAAUGAAAAUGCAUCCUUUGGGAGCCCUUGCUCGAUUAAUUCUCGGCAGUUUCUGAUCCCACCCAAAGAGGAUGAAGACUCUCCUAAAGCCAUUAACUCAGGGUGGUCCUUCACGAAUUUAUUUCACACCAAACCAAACGAUUAAAGCUGAGAUGCUAGCAGUUGCUCCAAAAGCUGCUGUUUCCUAGAUCCUGUUUCAACCCCCUUGGAGAUGCUGUAAACCAGGGAUUUAUAAUUUCAUUUCAGUGAAAUUGAAUGUUAACCUUGCUUAUGUUGUAGUGGAAGUGGCACUAAUUAUAUUCAUGGAUGGCAGAGAUGCUAAUUCCUAGCACCUCAGUUAAGGAUAGGUGUUUGGGGUAGCCCUUUUUGAAGCCAAAGAACAGCAAGAGGUCUGUGUCUGCUUUUCAUAGUCCAUUCCUCCCCUCCCUGCUGCCUGCUCUCAGUCGCGCAUAAGAACUGUCUUUAUGACUACUUCCUAUUUUAAAUCUAAGACUGGGGAUGCUGGAGGGGAGGGUUAUUGUUAUAAGCUUAGCUUUUUGCCUCAGACAUAACCUGCAGGUUGUUUAGAGGUCUAGAUGCACAUAGGUGUGUCUAGGGUUGGGUCCUUGUUGGAUAAUCAAAAAUGCAUUUUUUUUUUGACACAAGUGUUUAAGAUUUGGGGGAACCAAAUGCUACAGUACUUCCACUGAUACAGCACUUAGUCCCCAAAACCGCUCAAGAGAGCCCCUCGUUCCUGAAGGCAGUUCAUUCCUGCAGCAUUGAAACAGUUUGAACAGAAGAACUCCAGCUUGGACAGCUUACCCACCACAGUCGCUCCCAUGGCUAUCGGUGGCAUUCAUUUUUCAGGCUUGGAUAUUCGUUUCUGUACCUGCUGUAUACGUAAAUAUGCAAUAGUUUUGACUCAGGGGAGCAAAAACAAGUAUAACACUGAUUUUAAAAUCGUAGUCAGGAAUGAAUGUUUUACCUUGCAGGUGUUUUUUAAAGCACUCUUUGCCACAUUUUUUUUAGACAUUGAAGUGACUGCUGUGCCUCUGACCUCAAGCAGUCAUGCAAGGCGAGAUGCUCUCUUCCUGGCACGCUGCUGCUGUAUGGAGGGAUUUGCUUGCUUGCUUGUUUGUUGUUCCAAGGAUCAUUCAGUCACGUGAUCCUAAACCUGUAGUCCGGAGUGAUACAGGCAUUAGGACGGAUUCAGGUGAGCACAAGGCCUUAGGUGCAUAUGUCCCAGGAAACCUCUCCAUCCCAUCAGUGCCUGUUUCCGGGUGAACUCUACCAAUGAGAAUACCUAGUAACAGUCUUCCAAAGAUCUGUGCAAGCACUAUUGUAAAAACCAACAGGACACAUCUGAACAAUGUCCAUCUCUGUUCUCCAUGGAAAACCAAUCUCGAUGGGCAGUGGCCAGCUAUGGCCACUUUUCAUGUGUAAUCACCAUAAUUGGAGUUGGCAGCACCACCGGAAUACAAAUACUUUCAAGAAUUACAAGCGAGAGUGAAUCUUGAUUCUAUACAUGCAUAUACUUUGAACCAUUUGCAUUGAAGUCUUCUUUAAAACUGCCACCAAACAUUUCAAAGAAAGACCCUUCAGAUGAGCUACAGUCUUGAAACAAAGCCAAAUCAGAACUCAGCAUUUACAGUAUAUUUCCUUCUACUGGAAGCUUCUGAUUAAUUACACACUACUUAAGAAAAUUGGGUUUUUUGAUUGAUGUACAUUUGACAGGUGGAGUUAUUUCAGGUUUCCUCACUGGCAAAUGGCCAUUCAGCCUUCGUAGCAAAUUCUUUAGAAAUCAAGUUAAGGACCGCUGCACUAAGCCCACUUCUGCUCUGGGUGACUGAAAACUGCACGCUAGCUGAGCUGUGUUGGAGGCUUUCUUAUAGAAGUGGGAUAGCUCCGUGUUUUUCCAGCUGCUUUCUUUGAUUUUUAAUAAUCUUAGCUAUGUUUGGAUCAUCAGUUUAAGAUGCAUGGUGACUAUUUUUUGGGGUUGGUUUAGGCUGUAAAUCUAGCCCGAACCUCAGCAAAGCAGACAAGGAACCAGAAGGGUCACAUUUUCAGAGUGCCUUGAAUGUGGGGAGACUCUUCCCUAUAUUACUAGAGGCAAUGUUCCAUCCUGGGAAACUCCCCAGUCUGAUUUCCAGUAUUGGUCAGAACCCUUGGGGUUUUUAAAGCUUAUUUUCUGGCCCAGUUGUAGCCUGUUAUUUUCAAGGACUGUAGCUGAGUUCAUGCUACAGUACAUUGGCUAAUGGUGGCAUCCAACAUUCCUUGCAAUCUGAAAGUUGUUGUUGGUGCUUUAAUAAACACCCCUUAUUAAUGCCCAUUAUUUCCUUAAUCUAUGUUAAUACAGCUUAGGCUGAUCCCCCAAUGCUAUUUACACAACAAAACACUUGCAAAAGAUUGCACAAUUAAUGCCACAUUUGGAUUGGUCCUGGCAGGUUCGACCCUGUAAUCAACAAAAAUGGGGGCUUUAUGAAGGACAUGAAAGUGGUCUAUCUCCCAGCACUACCCCAGUUCAACCCAGUCCUUGACCAACUGUUCAGUCAAAGCCAAUGUAGUGCAGGACUGAGCUUACUGCAAAUCAGAUUAAGAUGCAUGGGGUGGGUUAAAGUGGCCCUCGUUUUCCAUACCAAUUUUUCAAAUUCUUUUUGAGGUGCUAUUUAACUAUGGAAAACUGCAUCCAUAAAAAUUCUUUAGUCUGAGCUUGUGCUUCAUAUGAGGCCUUAACUGCCUUGCCUUCUACUCUUAAAAUUUAAGGGUGGUUUUUUAGUUUCUAGAAGAAUUUGUUGGCUAGCAAACACACCCACAUUGGAAUACUUGUCUUUUCCAGAGCACUUCUGAAAAGCAUAUUUCUAUACAAUCUGCUUCAUCUGCCCAGGGGUAGGAGCAAUUGUUUUCUGAAAAUCCUUUUGAGAACACUUAAAACUUUAUACAAAAUGUAAAUCGAUCAAUUUUAGAAAUGCUUUUGUCAUUUGUAUGUUUUUUUGAGCCAUGUGUCUUAUAUGAGUUGUCUUUUUAAAUUUUGUUUAAGAAUUUAUUUUCAGUGUCGUCAUGCACAAAUUAUAUCUUUGUUACUUUGUGCUGACUAAUGGGAAGGGAAGGAACUGUGAAUCCAGUUGUUGAAAUAGCAUUUUUGAAGUCUUUAGGAUGUACAUUUUUAGUAACUUUCCUAUAUAUACCUCAGAUGUAGUAAGCUAUAACUUUAAAAACAAAGUAAUGUGUGUCACUCCCACCGAUUGCUUUCUUCCCUUUUGCAUUAAGAUCUUGGAUUCAUUUUGCUGUGAACAGUGAUUCUGUUCAGUGGAGACUAUGCAAGGACAAAGGUGCUGGUAGAUUCUGCCACCCAACACUUGCAAAUUGGCUGGGCUACCCUUCCUGUUAUAAGCAGGAGUGGCUACACCUCUGUGCAUUAUACAUCGGGCUGAAUGUCUGUUACUGUCUUUUGGUGUGUAUAUCAAGUCUUUCAGGAUUCAGAAGCAUGUUUCUGGUGCCUGAUUGUAAGAUUGAUGGAGGCUUCAGCCCUUACUGGUUUCUGCCUGCCAAGAAAGUAGAGCAGAAGCAGUGCAGGUUACUCCGUUUACAUGGCAGAUACCUAGGUGUUCACUAGUUGAGAGGUAGCUCCUGGAAAAUGGCUUUUCUGACUGCCUUUUCCCAGGAUGCUUCCUGUACUCCAAGAUGAUCACUCAAGUGCUAAAUGAAUGGUAUGGAAGCUGCCAUAGAUUUUUUGCAAUUCCUAUCUUAGAACUGGGUUGGACAGCUUGUGGCCCAAAACAUCUGGAGGACCACACUCCCAUCAUCUUUAACCAGCAUAGCCAGUGAUGUAGGCUUGUGGGAGUUGUAAGUAUGAAACAUCUGGUGGAACACAUGUUGUCUGCCCCUUGUUAGAUUUUCUUUUAUGGAAGGGGAAAUGGAUAAGUAUGAGCUAGCUUCUAUUGUUUCAGAAAAGACCUGCUGAAAAAUGUGAUUUCCCCAAAAGCAAACUGCUAGCCAGCAUCCACUCAACUCAGUAGGGCUUAUAAUGUUGCACUUCAGCUUUAGUGUAAAUAUUCCUCUUCAGUGCUUCAAGUUGCUAAGGAUCAUGAGCUCUGUGGAACCAGCUUAGGGCCAUGGAUUUCAGUUUUGUUGUGUACCAUGGGAUCCCUGAACUUGUUCAGAUCUUGCUUGUGCACCUGUGAAUGAGCUGGUCAUGGGCGUGGUAAGAUAUAGAGGUUUGCAAAUGAACCCUUAAAAAGGGAAUGAUUUUUAGAGCACUUGCAACACUUUUCAAAAAUCAAUUCCUCAAGCUAAAAGAGCAGCUGUAGUGUUGGAUAACCUUCCCAGAAGAUCCAUUGUUGGUCGUCCCUGGCACUGUGCAAGUGCAGUGGAGUGUUGCAUUUAGGUUGCAUUCACAUGGGGUAAUACCAAACAGGGAUGAACUGAGCGCACUUAGCCAUCAAAAUAUGGCACGGGAUCUUCUUCAAGACUCUUGGGAGUUCUGCAGCAGAUCCGUAAACAAACACUGGUGGGUUUGCUGAUGGGUAGGGUGUUUGCCCACCACCAACCUGCACCAGUUUCAGUGGCACUACACUACUGUGAAUGGAUUAUAAUUGGAUAUUCGAAGCAUAGUAGGGUAGGAAGACUGUUUAAAAAUGUGUCUUGCCGCUUUUCCAUGUGGCCUCCUUGAGGCCUCCAUUGUGAAUGUGAAAUCUCCUGCAGUGAGAUUAAGCAGAAACACUAAAAACGUAGAGCUGGGACUUUAGGUGGGAGCAGAAAUGGGGUGGGGGGAGGGCUUUUUGAAGAGCACUGUAAGUAAGAAAUGUUACUUGUAUAAUGUAUACUGUUUGAUAUAGCUCAGUAAAUUCUGAUGUUUUUAUUAAAAAUGUAAAUUGUAUAUUAAAUAUAUAUAUAAUGGAUACAAAGUAAAUCUCAAUGCUUUUUGAAAUACUAAAUUAAUAUAAUCCUCAGACUGGAAGACUCAAAAGUUCCCUAUGCUUUUUAAAUUUUAACUGCAAGCAAUUUGACCUAACCUUGCCUUGCCUCCAGUGUGUGUUAAUCGAGCUGCUGAAUUUGGCAAUUUGCUGCCAGAUGGCUCAGGUAUAUUUUCCCUCCUAAGUAAACUUUUAUCAUGUAUACAAACGAAUGUACUCUUUAUUCUUCUGUGUAUUUCCGUCUUGAAGAUGUCUGUCUGAAACUGUUAUCUCACUUGUGACUUUGGAGGUUGGUAAAUGUUUUGCUACAUUGCACCUGGAGAAAGGGCCCGCAUGCCCAAUUAUGAGUUGUAGAAUCUCAAGCUGAAUACUAUCCGGCAAAACUAGCACCAAGAGUAUGCAUAACUCCCAGUCCUUCCCUGGCAAAUAGGCAUCCCAGUAACUUCUGGCAGUCAUGGGGAGGGGAGGGUCCCUGUCUCCUUAUAAACAGGUGAUUGGUGCUUCCAGGUUUCUGUGCUGAACAUCUUCUGUAUGUGAGCAGAGAACGUAUUUGGAUUAGGACCAGAGUGUGUUGUAAACAUCAACAUGCAAAAACCAGCCAUCAAGCAGCUAUGUCUUCUCUGGCAAAAAUACCCAUAUAGGCACCUAAAGGGAAGAUAAUAAUGGAAAAAUACAACAGAGGAGGAGGCGGAGGGGGAUGGAGUAGCAAACUUUCUAAGUGAUGUAGAACUAAAAUACUAAAUUUUGCAUGAACAUAAAUCUAUGUUGUCUGGUUAUUUGUAUGACCAUGUGCUGCUUAGCCUUGUAAUUCGCAUGCAUUCAUUUUUUGCCAGGAUAUUGUCAUGGAGUUUAAUAAAUGUAUUUUCUUACACAGCCUA